UGUUUGUUUGUUUGUUUGUUUUUGGACCACAAUAGGUCGCGGUGUGAUGACGUCAUCUCUUCACCCUAAAACUGAAGCAUUAACCACAACAACUCGUGAUGUGAUUUAUUCCCCGCCCGUGAACGAAAGUGUGAACGAAAAUUAAUAGUCGUAACCACAAAUGUAUCGCGAUUAAUAGAAUACGAAGUAGAAUUAAAACGGGAACUAAUAUCGAGAGCGAAAGAGAGAGAGAGAGAAAAAAAAAGAAAUACAAUUUGGUUCUGUGGUUGCGACGGUGACGUGAGUGAUCCGUGAACUGUCCAAUCAGCUCGGCUUGCUCGUGUAUACGAGCCAUUCAGCGAGCAGAAGGCGGGACUUGUCAGAUGCAGCUAUGAGGAACAAUACGCCUGUCAAAACCAUCCCAUGUUCAUGUGAGAACACAUGAUGGAGAUCCGCCGCUGUCAGAGCUUCUGUUUUAGGCUGCGUUGAUUCAAAAGACAGCUCGUUUCUGUUCUCUGAAGAUGACGAAGGAAUUGAGGUGGACGAUGACUGAAACGAAUUCCUUCGACUCUUUUCUUGUCCACUGAACACUCCUGCGCUCCUGGGAUUCGGCGCCGAAAAAACCCCCCAGAACACACACAUGAAACAAUGGACAAUAAACGGAGGGAGAAUACGAGAAGCGGAUACUUUGGCAAUGUCAAGAACAGGCUGGGCACCAGGCUGCCGUCAGGCUUCGCACAGCCCCCGGACUUCGUCACGGCGCCGUGGGGCGCCUCUGUUAACGUUAACGCGAGCCGGGACGUUACGGCCACGGAGCGCCAUCACAUCCGCAACCCCAAGCUGAGACAGUAUUACCUCAAAGAGGCUGCUUUUCCAUCUGACACGUCAACGACAAGGACGUUGGAAUCGGCAGCGGAAUCAAGCAGGAGAGAUGAGCAAGCGGUUCAUCAGGAGGACACAGUGUUCAGUAUAGCCUCCCAGUUUAGUGCCAGACCAGCAGAUACCACCUCAAUCACACAGAAACACUCGUGGACGCUCGCUGACCUUUCUGAGCCCAAACUGGAUGCCGUGACCCCGACGACCCCCGUGUCCCCAUCCACUGACGCUGAAUAUGACAAACUGCUGGACGUGGAGGCGGUGCCGUUGCCUGACGGACAGCGCUGUCUAUUGGCUCUGCCGCCCGAGUGCACGCAGGGGGCGGGACCAGCGGACCUGCCGUGUCUCAAGCUAUUCUGUCGCUUCGUGACCGACCGGAAAGGCGUGGUUUCUGGCAUUCUCCUCGUAGCAGCCAGUAAGAUCUUCUUCGACCCGUAUAAGUCCCUCCCCCUGGUGCAGGAGAACGGCUGCGAAGAGUACCUCUUCUCCUGUCCGGUGGACGAUCUGUCGUCCGUCACCUUCUUCUCCGACGUCGCUCACGUUCACUUCAGCAGGUCCACACCGAGGUGGAAACGUCGUAAGAAAGCAUCAAAGGGUAAAACUUCGAAAGACCCGAUCAUCCACAUCACCGCACGUCGAUCCACGUCCGCCUCGACAGCGGGAUCUGCCGCGACCCGCGACGCGCGGGUGGAAACCGCGGAGGACGAGGUCGGGGAGAGCAGGGACAUGGCCGAGGUCGAGCGACAGCUGGAGCAGCUCACGCUGGAGCUUAACACCGAUCAACAUCUGUGUUCAGAAAAGCAGCUAUCGGGACAUAGCAGGACCAGCUCUAUGAUGUUUGUGAGGAUGCGUCAGAAGCCCCAGCUGGUGAAGAAGAAGGGUUUGGGGACGCUGGAGUUCAGAAAAGCCAAAACAGCGCCAUGCAGAGACGCCUGGUUCCUCCUGAAACAAGAGAGUUCAGACGAGCUGUACGCGUACCUGAGCCACCACCAGCCUGACCUGUGCAUCCUGGAAGGAGGAGGCGAGGAAGAGGAGGCAGAGCGGGACGAAGACGACUUCGUGAUUCUCAGCGACGGAGAAGAGGAAGGAGAGGAAUACGUCCAAGACGGACGCGCCGGAGACGAGUGGGAGAUGGUGUGUGUAGAGGACAGCAGGGUGAAGGAGUCUCUCUCUAUAGACAAAGAGCCUGAUGGACUGAGUGACAUUGUGAAGCAGAGCCUCAUAUUGAACGCACAGCACGUCCGAGAGCUGUCGAGCGAGCUUCCUCCUCGGACAGUGGGUCACUCUUGGAGAUUAACCUACAGCACGAGCAAACACGGCGCCAGUCUCAAAACACUCUACAGGAAGCUGAGCGUCUCGGACUCGCCCGUCCUCCUCCUCAUCCGAGACGACGACGAGCAGGUGUUUGGCGGUUUCCUCUCUCACCCCUUGCACCCGAGCGACACGUUUUACGGUACAGGAGAGACCUUCCUCUUCCUCCUUCACCCUCGAUUUAAGUGCUUCCGUUGGACAGGUGAAAACUCCUUCUUCAUUAAAGGUGACCUCGACUCCUUUGCCAUCGGCGGCGGAAGGGGACACUUUGGCCUGUGGCUGGACGAGUCUCUGUACGUGGGCAGGAGCAGUCCGUGUUACACCUUUAACAACUGCAGCCUGUCUGAGAAGAGCGACUUCCAGGUGCUGGAGCUGGAGGCCUGGACCUUCUGGUGAUCUCACAGUUCCGCAGAUCCGAGCUGUAAAAGGGCUGCCCGGUGGUGGAGUGAGAAUUAUUCUGAAGACCCGGAGAUCUCCGAGACGUUUAAGAUCCGCCAGGAGUCCGCGGGGCGGAAAAGCAAUAUCGGAUGAACGUUUGUUCGUAUCGGGGACGUCACGUACGUUUCAAGUCCUCACACGGAGGACCUCGACGAAAGGACACGAUCGUCGUUAAAUCGUAACAAUUGUAACGACCGCCGUUUCUUCUCCGCCGCGUACGAUCGUACGCAACCCCGACGCCUUGUAGAAUAGAUCGGAUCGAUGGAGCUCCGUCGAUUUAAAAAACCACACGUUUAUCUCCGAUAUUCUCACGUCCAUCGCUUUCACCGUUCAUCUACCCCAGCGUGAAAUAGCGUCUUAGCUGCAAAUGUAUCUCCACGUAUCUCCUUCGGAAACGAGAAGUGACGUGUCGAACCGCACGACCGGUUUAAACACCAACAGCCGAUAGCGUUCGAGAUGAACCUCACACACACACACACACACACACACACACCCCACCCCCACCCCCAUCCUAACCAAACCUGUCCGUAGUGUAGCGAAAAUAACCUACUAGCUAAAUACGUAGAACAGCGAAGAGUUUCAGAUCUUCGGACAUAUAGGACGGAACUACCGCAGAAUCACCGUGACACCGAUACAUGACCGCGUGCCGUUAACCACAACCAUGCGGGUGAGUCCCUCCAGGAUUCUGCGAUCACAGAAUCAAGGAAACGCCUUAAAUAAUCGGAAGAGGUCGAGCGUUUCGAGUUGCGGUCUGGAGAAAGCGGGGCAGAAAUAUAAAUAAAAAACUCACGGACUUUCUGGACUCGCGUAGCUCGACGAUACUUUCAUUCAACGUCGGUAGUGUAGGGAAAUCCGAUCGGAGGUGUGAAGACAUCACGAUGCACACGAUACCUCAGAAACGUGUAUCGUGACAUCAUCUUAUUACCAUAUUAAUAUUUUAUCGUUAUAUCGCCCAGCCUGAAAACGACUCCCCGCCCCCAUCGUUUGCUUUCAUAUCAGUCCGUCCAGGAUUCCGUGAGUCUCGCAGGAACGAACGCAAAAAUCGAGCAAAACUCCAAAAUAUUCGGCGGAGCUUGCAGGUUUUUUUUUUUUUUUUAAUCACCGUCGGGUUUUCUGUAGAUCCGUUGCGGAGACGUGCGUUCACCCGAAAGCGCCCUUCGGUUCACGUGUACGGAUAAAAAAAUGUCUCGCGUACCGACAGACGUCGCUGUCAAAGACCGUGCAGAAGGAUUCCGUGCCAUUUCGCCAACUGUUCACCAAGCAAGUAGUUUUCCGCGAGAAAAAAAAAAAAACGCACGUUUUUUUAAAAAAGCUGCAGCAAAAUCGAGCGUUUUUUUUUUUUUUUUUGGCCCGCGACGAUCACAAACAAUAAAACUCCGAAAUCCCGCACGGACCGCGUAUUCACAUUCAAAACCCCCGACACACCGUUUUCUAUUUCACGUUAAGUCUCCGUCUCCGUUCGGACGCCUCGACGACGGGACGGAUUCCAUCGCGCUGGCUUUAAAACGGAGGCCGACUCUAAACCCGCACCGAUGUUAAUAACGGUACGUUCGAACACUGAGAAGCACUCUUAAAAUACACGAGGAGCACGAGACGUGGGAACGCGACCGUUUUUUCAUGGAGAGAUCACAAGACGGGGAAAACGCUUCCCACCCAAAAUAAACAACGACAAGCGUGAGAUUCUGAUCCGCGAAGGAUCGGCGGCCGUUUUUGCUUCACGGUUUUCGCUCACCGGGACAGACCCGUCGAGACCCGGUCGCCGACGUCACGUUAAAACGCCUCCUCCGAGCUUUAUCCUACAGGGGCUGUUAAGUGUUUCCAAGCUUCACUAGCUAGCACGUUAGCUAGCUGCUUUUAUUUAAAGGAAGUGUACGGUUUGGAAAUCGAACCUGCGUUUAAAAAGGGAAUUGUUACUAAGUACGUCACGCGUACACCUCAUCUUAUCUCAUCAUUGUAACUAUUAUAUAUUAAUAUAUAUAUAUAUAUAUAUACACACAUAUUAAACAAUAAAUCUUCUAAUUAAAAUCACGGUGGUGUUUUUGCCAGCAUGAAGGUUCCAGACGUCGUACGCCAUUUUACUGCACAACAAAUACAUCGGUACAGGGGACGUAUUCAUACAGCGAACAGGACACUUCAAAUGAAACAGGUUUGCUCUUGUUUGCACUGAUGCUACGACGCUGAUGUGGCUAACGAGUAAUAAAAAAAAUAUCUAUCUCAGCCAAAAUGUUGUUUUUUUUUUUUUUUUGUUUUUUUUUUGGGUGUAAAUUUCCUCCUCAAACCGCAUCCAGUUCUUCAGUAAAGUCGAAGAUGUGGUUUAGGACCGAGUAGGACUUCCUGUUCGCUAUAAAACCAUGAAUUAAACCCUACCGUGUAGCCGUACGGUGUAAUAUUAUGACGGCGGCCAUCUUGGACAGCUGAAAUCACUUUGUUUUGCUUAAUCUUUUUAGUACAUUUUUUUUAUUUUUUUUUUGGUAUAUAUUCUCGCCGGACUUGAAGGUUGAAUUUCUUUGUACGUUUCUCAUGUGCGAACGUUUAUAGAUGCCAUAAAUUACCAAGUGCCUUCACGGCACAGCUGAAAACUCGCACGAGUCGAAUUCGCACAAUGAGCUAAUGAGCCCGUAGAGCUAAAGCCUGGAUUACGUACACUCGCGUUUAGCUAGGCAUGUGCGUACACAAGAUGGCCGCCUAGCCUGGCACACCCCGUGCUAGUUUCGAGCGUCGCUUCGAGCGCGGCCUCCAAAAUGAACGUGUGCUGCGAUACCGACGUGAACACCGGGGGGCAGUAAAGCACCAUGUCACACUGCGUCUGCAAAUAACUAAACGGACUAGCGUAGCGUCUCAAAUCGAAUGCCGAACUAUUCAGUACUAAUAUUAGCCGGUUCUCAUGUUUUUACUUACUUAUUUAUUUAUUUAAAACCCUCUCAUGUAGGCUUCAAACCUACUAAACGCUCUAUGUCGUGUGGAUCUUCUAGACGUUUGAACGGAAGGUCAGAGUUUGAAGGACGACAGAAAGCCACGCGACGUCGCGUGGUCAUUAGCGGUCAGCCGCGUUAGCGAUCGUAGCUCGAGUGCAAAACUCCAGGCGCGAACGUCGGACAUCCGUCUGCCCGCGGUACUUUAACGAAAAGGUGCGAAUUUGAUUUGGAGGCAGAUUCCUACCUACUUGAAAUCGAUACGUUUAUACACCGAGAUCACGGUAUGGUCACACGGUCUCAAUCUCCCGUUUACCUCCAAAAAAAAAACCAACCAUUUAAGUAUAAUAUGAUCGUCAGAGAUUAAAUCAUAACAUCAUGAUGACCUUUGCAGGAUGACUAAAUU
This is a messenger RNA of Ictalurus punctatus (channel catfish), 5922 nucleotides long. RefSeq names its product oxidation resistance protein 1. Gene Ontology annotation, biological process: response to oxidative stress; regulation of transcription by RNA polymerase II. The transcript has 16 exons. Bases 628 to 2562 code for a protein of 644 amino acids. The record is from RefSeq and is a predicted model, not a curated record. NCBI's taxonomy places the organism in Eukaryota, Metazoa, Chordata, Actinopteri, Siluriformes, Ictaluridae. Gene Ontology annotation, cellular component: nucleus.